Messenger RNA from Gongylonema pulchrum, 303 nucleotides. The record is from the annotation of a GenBank genome assembly. NCBI's taxonomy places the organism in Eukaryota, Metazoa, Nematoda, Chromadorea, Rhabditida, Gongylonematidae.
AUGUUUGGAACAUUUGUGAGAUGUAAAGCUAUUGCAAUGCUUAUGGGAAAUGCGGUGUGCAAAUUUUUGCAGCCUUCAAUUUAUGAGAGUAUAAUUCGAGUCAAGAAAUAUCCAUAUCUUCCUGAUUUACCGCCUUCCCGAGUCAGUGUGCAUACAGUAAAAGUUGAACAAAUAAUGGUGAAGGAUGUUAUUUAUAUAACGAAAUCCACAACUUAUCGUGAACUUCGUGAAAUACUCCGCUUUGCACCAACGCUAAAAAGCUUUCCCGUUGUCACCGAUCGCAGUAAGCUGCAUAUGUGUUGA